AUGUCAUCGGAACAGCCCAUAAUCCUGUACCACUAUCCCUUCUCGCCAUAUGCGAGGCGGAUAGUGUGGUACCUGCAGCUUCGCGGCAUCCCGUACAAACAAUGCAUGCAACCCCCAAUCAUGCCCCGGCCGGACAUUUCCAAGCUGGGGAUUAAAUAUCGCCGCAUCCCGAUCAUGUCUAUUGGACGGGAUGUAUACUUGGACACGCGGUUGAUCCUGCAGAAACUCGAGUCCUAUCCCACCAGCUCCCCAAGGCUCGGCGCCGCAGAGAACACAGAGCAGCGCGCCACCGAGCGCCUGCUAGAGAGGUUUAACGUCGACGGCGGCGUCUUCGCCUGGGCCGCAACACUGCUCCCGCGCGAGCUGCCCAUCUUCAAGGACCCUAAUUUCCUCAAAGACCGGGCUGAUUUCAUGAAUGGCAGCAACGUGCUCGGUCAGAAGUCAGGGGCAGCGAAGUUUGAGGCGCUCAACGACAUCCGACAUGUUUUUGAGCUUCUUGAGACAACGUUGCUGGCCGACGGGAGGGACUGGGUUCUAAAGACUGAAGGGCCGAGCUUGGCCGAUAUUGAGGCCGUCUGGCCGCUUCAUUGGCUGUCAGGGCUGCCGGGAGCCCUGCCUUCGGACCAAAUCUCGAAGACGCAGUUUCCCAAGGUAUUUGCGUGGAUCGAGCGUUUCGACAAGACUGUCACUGCCGCGAAAAAGAAGCUGGGUAAGGUCCCCAACGUGUCUGGUGAGGACGCUGUACAGAGCAUUGUACACUCGUCCUUUUUCGAGAGGACAGGCAAAGAGGUCGAGCAGAGCGAGCCGCUCGUGAAGGCCCUAGGACUGAACAAGGGCGACAAUAUUGUGGUAUUCCCACUUGACUCCGGAUCGUCACAUAAAGACUCCGGGGUUCUCCAAAGCCUCGAUGGCGAAGAAGUUGUUUUUGAGACGAAGACGGAGUUCGAAGGGUCCCCAAUAAUACGGGUCCAUGCACCACGACACGGCUUCCGGGUUGUUCGCGAAGACCAGGCAUCUCGCCUUUAA
Messenger RNA from Diaporthe amygdali, 1026 nucleotides. RefSeq lists its product as uncharacterized. Bases 1 to 1026 code for a protein of 341 amino acids. The record is from RefSeq and is a predicted model, not a curated record. NCBI's taxonomy places the organism in Eukaryota, Fungi, Ascomycota, Sordariomycetes, Diaporthales, Diaporthaceae. The transcript has 2 exons.